GCGGUGCUUGCUGGGCCGCGCUACGCGGGGGUCUACAGGGGGCGCGGCGCAAGCCGAACAGCUUCCGGCGGGGAGGCGCCGCCGCCAUUGCCGCCGCGCUCGGGAGCGCCGCCCCGCUGGCCGCUGGGGGUCCGCGGCCGCUGGCGCCAUGGGCCAGUGCGGCAUCACCUCCUCGAAGACCGUGCUGGUCUUCCUCAACCUCAUCUUUUGGGGGGCAGCUGGCAUUUUGUGCUAUGUAGGCGCUUAUGUCUUCAUCACCUAUGACGACUACGACCACUUCUUUGAGGAUGUUUACACGCUCAUCCCUGCCGUGGUGAUCAUCGCUGUCGGAGCCCUGCUUUUCAUUAUUGGGCUCAUUGGCUGCUGUGCCACAAUCCGGGAAAGCCACUGCGGACUCGCUACGUUUGUCAUCAUCCUGCUCUUAGUUUUUGUCACAGAAGUUGUCGUAGUAGUUUUGGGAUACGUUUACAGAGCAAAGGUCGAAAAUGAGGUUGACCGCAGUAUUCAGAAGGUGUAUAAGACUUACAAUGGAACCAACCCCGAUGCCGCCAGUCGUGCUAUUGACUAUGUGCAGAGGCAGCUGCACUGUUGUGGAAUUCAUAACUACUCAGACUGGGAAAACACAGAUUGGUUCAAAGAAACCAAAAACCAGAGUGUCCCUCUUAGCUGCUGCAGAGAGACUGCAAGCAACUGUAACGGCAGCCUGGCCAACCCCUCCUACCUCUAUGCUGAGGGGUGCGAGGCUUUGGUUGUGAAGAAGCUGCAGGAGAUUAUGAUGCAUGUCAUCUGGGCAGCGUUGGCCUUUGCAGCCAUCCAGCUGCUGGGCAUGCUGUGCGCCUGCAUCGUGCUGUGCAGGAGGAGUAGAGACCCUGCCUACGAGCUCCUCAUCACCGGGGGUACCUACGCCUAGCAGAGGCCCAGCCUGAGCCCUCAGUCUUGCGUGGCUUAGAGGUGGACUGAGCAGGUCCACUGUGCUGGCUCCGAGUUCUCUGGUUGAAGCGCAUGAAUGCUGGUGUUGGGCAGAGCACCUUGGCUUUUCAUACCCACCCACUUAGUUUCCCGCCCAUGGCUUUCUUUGCCUCAUUCUAGCUGACACUGUAUUUCCGUGGGUUUUAAGUUUGACAGUCAAUGUUCUUAUUUCAGAACUAUUUGCAAGUUGUAUAGUGUGGUAGGAUAGAGGCGGGUUAGGGCUGCUUCUGUGGCCUCCAAGUAGUGAUGGGACUCUGCUAUGGGACUGCUGGGUCCUUUCUGUCUUCACAAUGGAGAACUCAUGCCUAGAGGCUUUGGCGGGAGGAGAGGAAGCCAGCUGUCUGGUAAAACGAACACCAGAUGGUGCCCCUCAUCGGUGUCCUUUACAGAUAUAUACUGUAGUCCAAUAAGGUAGCAACUGUACAAAGCGGCUAAGAUAGAUUUUAGAUCACACAGCGUGUAUCUUUGUUCAUCUUCAGAAUCAGACUGGUCUUUGAAAUUAGUGGUUUUUAAUCAAAACUGGCUUUACAGGAGGAGUGUAGUGUAUGCACUACUAUUGUAAAACAAUGCGUGAGUGUGUGUGACCGAGCCCACCAUCAUAAGUCUUAAACUCGUUAAAGGUAAUGUACUCAUGUAGACAAGCAGAAUAGUAUGUAGAUGUGGAUCUCAAUUGUAAAUAGAAAAUUCUAAUUCAAUAAACUCUGUAUCAGCCCUCAA
This is a messenger RNA of Cavia porcellus (domestic guinea pig), 1686 nucleotides long. RefSeq names its product tetraspanin 3 (gene Tspan3). The coding region runs from base 149 to 910 and encodes 253 amino acids. The transcript has 7 exons. Lineage: Eukaryota; Metazoa; Chordata; Mammalia; Rodentia; Caviidae. Gene Ontology annotation, cellular component: plasma membrane. The record is from RefSeq and is a predicted model, not a curated record.